AGUAAUGAGUCGUUCUUAACGUCACGAGCUUUCGCCAAGGUAUUUGUCGAUAAUAAGUCGCGGGAAAUGGGAGUCGUCAGGCGGCAAGUGCUGAUUCCGCCGAAAAGUCUCAGUCUUAUAAAUACUCCAAGAAUACGUUAUCUACGUCACGUGCAGGUCGAUUGAAAACCACGGGGCGAGAACUGUAUAUUGAAAGAUGGUCUACUCAAUCCACGAGAAUAACGCUACUGGAAUUGACAGCAUCAACCGUAGUUUUUUGUGACUCAACGAUGUGAUUUUUGGGUUUACUGUUUUUGUGGCUACCAUUUGCCAUCACAGCACACGCAGCAUACGAGCCAUACAUAGUUUGCAGUGAGUUAAUCACCGAUUCGUUAUUCUCUCAACGCGUCACGAAACUUGAUAUCACUAGUCACCGGUCGAAUGUUAUUUCACAGUUUAUCAAGCUACAACGGCUGCAUUGUCAACUAUCAGAGUGUGGUUAUGUACAGAGGAGCAGGAAGUUCAUAUAAAUAGUGCGAAUUUUUCGGUGAAGAAAUACUAAAAUGAUGUUGUUACUCAAAUACAGGGGAAAUUAUAAAUUUUUUGGAGGAGGUUCGUCGUGACCCAGUCUCCCCUAUUUGAUAUUGUCCGAUAUGUAGAGUCGAAGAAGAACGCAUUACCUCGAGGCGGCCGAAGCUUCACUCUAAAGUCCAAAAAUGGAAGUGAUGACCUCGACACGUUCACAGAGGUAAUGGUGGGCAAUGCUGCGGACUUGCUGGCCAAAAUGGACUUGAACAAGUCGACCGUUGUGUUUAUCUUCGGUUGGUUCGGAACUACAAAUUGGAAAAACUCCCAAGCCGUAGUCACUGCAUAUCUCGAACGACGGGAUCACAAUGUUCUGAUGUUAAACUGGGCGAACAUCGCUGACAAAGAAUACCUCUACGCUGCUCGAAGCCUUUCUGGUGUCGGCUACACUUUGGCCACAGCCCUCAAUGAGUGGGUGACGGCCGGUCUGAACUCGUCCUCUAUUCACCUGGUAGGCCAUUCGUUGGGAGCCCACGUCUGUGGGUAUGCUGGACGAUACGUGAAUUUCACUCUGCCUCGAAUCGUAGGUUUAGAACCCGCGGGACCACUUUUCUAUACCGUCUUGGAGCGUCUGAAGCCCAGCGAUGCUGAAUUCGUCGAAGUUAUCCAUACGGAUGCGGGAGUACUUGGUAUGGACUUGGAAGUGGGGCAUGUCGACUUUUAUCCCAAUGGCGGUACCAGCUCACAGCCUGGAUGUUUGAUAGCUUAUACCUGCAGUCAUGUCAGAUCCUGUCUUUUCUAUGCCGAAUCAGUGCGAAAUGAGGACGCAUUUAUCGGUCGCGCCUGUGAUUCAAAUUCGAAAUUCAAGAUAGGUUCAUGCAAUUUCAAUGGUUUAUCGGUAAUGGGUUACGCCACACCGACCACCACAAGGGGCAAGUUUUACCUUCAGACGAACUUUGCUUCCCCCUACGGUCUAGGCGUGGAGGGUACGACGUACGAUGAUUCGUCGAAUCUACUAGUAUCAACUAUUCAAAGUCUGAUGGAGGUGGCGGCAUCCAAAGAUUUGAUCGAGGUUGUUUCUGUUCCUUCGACUCAACGAUCAUAGUCUAAUUUAAACAGUUGCAAAAAUAUUAUAUCAAACAGAAAUACUCUGUCGAAGAUUCUAAUCGACUUAGUACAAUUAUAAUUUCCUCCAAUUCCCAUUCCCCUCGUGAAUGUACAAACUGUCUGAAACUGCGAUGGAGUACUUAUUAAAAUGCGGCUAUAACUCGCCGUCACAUACGUGCGAUUUUGCACACUAUUUGAUAUACCGCAGGGAACCCGAUAAAACCACUGCACGAGCAUGUCGUUAAGUUGACACCGAGUAAUUUGCCUGCUAAUUACGUGGCGCAGAUACGCUCGGGUUGAUACACGACUCGACGUUGGUCAGUUAAACCGCAGGUGCAAAUCUUGACUUGCCACUUGGUGGAUUGCAGCGGCCAGCUGAUAACUAACAAUUAAACAACAACGAACUGAGCAACGAUGAUGGGUUGUGUAUCGUUUUCCGUCUCAAAAUUGCAAUUCAACUCUGCAUUUAGUUUGACGAACGAUUUUGCAAGUUCAAAAUGAAUUCAAAGUAAUUCACGUAAAACGACACGUGGUCAUAACGUUACAGGAGAAAGUAGGGUAUGUUGGAACUAUAGUUUAGGUUACUACAGGUUCUACAGAAAGUGAAUUUCUCGCCCUACACUUUCCUAUUGAAAAGUCCAAUGUAUUUGAUGGUUUAACAUACCCCACUUUCCCCUAUCUUUGAUUGAUUUUCUAAUCACGGAAAGCAGAAAGAGAUGUAAUAAUUCGAUUUUGCAGGUCAAUUUCAUUCUUGUGAGUUUAUGUAAAUGGCGGUAUUAAAACUGACCAAAAUUGGCCGAUACGGACUGCUGAAGAACAGUUGUCACGAUCAAUUAGGAAAUUCUCAAUUUGCGAUUGUGUUAGAUUUACAUAAAGUAGACACCAAAUAUGGCCUGGGGAAGUUCAUACCAGAAUAUUUUUCUGCAGUAUGGGGCGGUUGUUGGAGUUAUUUUUUCAAAUAUCUAGUCUGAAAUUGAUUGAUAGUUUAUAAUUGGCAACGUUACAAGAUAAUCAUGCGGAAAGGAAAAGAUUGAUCGAUUUAUCAGAUGAGUAAUUAAUUAUUGAUUGAGUAACACCUUGCACACGAUGUUAUGUUAUGGGUGUUCUGGUGAAAUUGUCGGCGAGGCAUCCUAAAUUGAUAGUGAAAUUCGAUUCAAGGGAGCUAAAUGUUUACGAUAUCCAUGACUUUUACGAAAUUCAUGAUCAAAAAAAGACUGCGUCAUUCAGCCGUUGAAAUAUGAUACAAUUUUUUAAAGAGGUUUCAGAGCAAUCGUGCAAUAAUUGAGACAGAAGAAAAGUCGACUAAUCAUAGUUGAUAGGAACUGUAAAAUGCAGAUUAAACAAACGAAUAAAUAAAUAAAUCUUCUGUGAAACGUUCAAGUUUAAACUCUAAGCAGCGGAUUUGUUAGAUUUCUAUACGAGGUUUAAAAUAGAAAAGACUAACGCAUUUC
Messenger RNA from Neodiprion fabricii, 3062 nucleotides. Its product is annotated as pancreatic lipase-related protein 3-like. The coding region runs from base 731 to 1609 and encodes 292 amino acids. The record is from RefSeq and is a predicted model, not a curated record. Gene Ontology annotation, molecular function: lipase activity. The transcript has 8 exons. NCBI's taxonomy places the organism in Eukaryota, Metazoa, Arthropoda, Insecta, Hymenoptera, Diprionidae. Gene Ontology annotation, biological process: lipid metabolic process.